Molecule: messenger RNA, 2672 nt
Organism: Arachis duranensis
Lineage: Eukaryota; Viridiplantae; Streptophyta; Magnoliopsida; Fabales; Fabaceae
Product: leucine-rich repeat receptor protein kinase HPCA1
Exons: 15
Coding region: 47-2494 (815 amino acids)
Biological process (GO): protein phosphorylation
Molecular function (GO): ATP binding; protein kinase activity; protein binding
Source: RefSeq, a predicted model, not a curated record
UACUGGCUGUGGUUUCAGUGGUACUAUACCGGAUACAAUUGGAAAUAUGCAACGGCUUGCAUUCUUGUCUUUAAAUUCAAAUAACUUCAACGGGCAAAUUCCAUCCGCUCUUGGUAAUCUCACAAAUCUAUAUUGGCUGGACUUGGCUGAAAACCAGCUUGAAGGGCCUAUCCCAAUAUCAAAUGAAACUUCUCUUGGUCUGGAUAUGCUACACAAUACAAAGCACUUUCAUUUUGGGGUUAACAAACUUUCAGGCAAUAUUCCUCCUCAGCUUUUUAGUUCAGACAUGUCUCUGAUACAUGUGCUUUUUGAAAGUAACGAACUUACUGGCAAUAUUCCAUCUACACUUGGACUAGUCCAGAAUCUUGAGGUGGUGCGCCUUGAUGGUAAUUAUCUAAGUGGACCUGUGCCUCCAAACGUUAGCAGCCUUACAAAUGUUAGGGAUUUGCUGCUCUCCAACAAUCGCCUAUCUGGUCCUCUUCCCAACCUUACUGGAAUGAACAUCCUCAACUUCCUGGAUGUGAGCAAUAAUAGUUUUGAUCCAUCAGAGUUUCCACUAUGGUUAACAACUCUACCAUCUUUGACAACAGUAAACAUGGAGAAUAUAAAACUUCAAGGAAAUAUUCCUGUUUCAUUUUUCAGUUUGAGCCAGUUACAGACAGUGAAUAUGAAAGACAACCAGCUAAAUGGAACAUUAGAUAUUGGUACUACCAUCAGCAACCAACUGGAAAUCAUUGAUUUGCAGACCAAUUUUAUUGCUAAGUUUAAUCCAGAAAUUAAUGUAUCCAAUGUGGAAAUAAUACUCGUCGAUAAUCCGGUUUGUGGAGGAGGAUCUUCACAGGAUUAUUGUUCCAUUCCACAACAAAACAACAUGUAUACAACACCACAGAACAAUUGUGUGCCUGUCACCUGCAGCACAGAUCAGAAAGAAAGCCCUAACUGCAAAUGUGCAUAUCCAUAUACUGGAACUUUAACUUUCAGGGCACCAACCUUCUCUGACUUGCAAAACAAGUCAAUCUUUGCAUCUUUGGAGUCGUCUAUGAUGCGGUCUUUUCAUCGAUAUAAUCUACCUGUGGACACAGUUUCUGUGAGCAAUCCAAGAAAGGAAGCAUUAUACCUUGAUUUGAGUCUAGAAGUGUUUCCAUCCGGCAUAGAUCGUUUCAACCGAACGGGGAUUAUCAAUAUAGGCUUUGUGCUUAGCAACCAGACAUAUAAGCCUCCUCCCACUUUUGGACCAUUUUAUUUUAUUGCUGAUGAUUAUGAAAACUAUAUGAAUGACUCAGUAUUCAUCAACUCUGAAGGAUCCAAUAAAUCUUCAAAAACUGGCAUAAUAGCUGGAGUUUCUGGUGGUGUUGUCCUGGUGAUAUUAUUAAUCAUUGCAAGUGUUUAUGCCUUGCACCAAAAGAAUAAGGCGAAAAGAGCAACAGAGAAAAACAAUCCUUUUGCAAAAUGGGAUGCAGAUGAGAGCAAUAAUAGUAUCCCACAGCUGAAAGGAGCAAGGCGCUUCACUUUUGAAGAAAUUCAGAGCUACACCAAAAACUUCUCACAAGUCAACAGUAUUGGAUCUGGAGGAUACGGGAAGGUUUACCGAGGAACUCUUCCAAACGGGCACCUUAUUGCUGUUAAAAGAGCUCAGAAAGAAUCAAUGCAGGGAGGGCUGGAGUUCAAGACUGAGAUUGAACUUCUAUCAAGGGUCCACCAUAAGAAUCUUGUUAGCCUUAUAGGUUUCUGCUUUGAGCAAGGAGAGCAAAUGCUCAUUUAUGAAUAUGUUCCCAAUGGCACUUUGAAGGAUACUCUUUCAGGUAAAACAGGAAUAAGAUUGGACUGGAUUAGAAGGCUGAAAAUAACACUUGGUGCUGCCAGGGGGAUGGAUUAUCUCCAUGAGCAUGCCAAUCCUCCCAUCAUACAUAGGGACAUCAAAUCCACAAACAUAUUAUUGGAUGAACGUUUGAAUGCUAAAGUUUCUGAUUUUGGACUCUCCAAACCAUUGAGAGAUGGUGAAAAAGGUUACGUUACCACUCAAGUCAAAGGAACAAUGGGCUACUUGGACCCGGAGUACUAUAUGACUCAGCAAUUGACAGAAAAGAGUGAUGUGUAUAGCUUCGGAGUACUAAUGUUAGAGCUGAUAACAGCAAGAAGGCCGAUAGAACGAGGAAGAUACAUUGUGAAAGUGGUUAAGAAUGCCCUAGACAAGGACAAAGAGUUCUAUGGCCUUAAGGAAGUCCUUGAUCCAUCCAUUGAUUUGGGAACAACACCCCAGGGUUUUGACAAGUUUGUUGAUCUUGCAAUGCAGUGUGUUGAUGAGUCAAGUUCUAGCAGACCCUCAAUGAACUUUGUGGUGAAAGUGAUUGAGAACAUGUUGCAGUUGGCUGGUUCCAACCCCAAUGCAGAGUCUGCAUCCACUUCAUCUAGUCAUGAAGUAAGCAAAGGGAGUUCUCAACAUCCUUACAAUAAUGAGUUCUUUGAUUCAAGUGUUGUGAUUCCACGUCCUUAACUGUUGAUGAGGCUGUGUAUAUAAAUGCAUGUAGGACUUCUCUUUCAGUAGUUGUUUGAAGCUUGAAAGUAACUUGUUGAGAAAGUUAUUUAGAUUUGUCUAUCUUACUUUUAUUUGAAAGAACGAAUUAGUGUUUAUAUUUUUUGUUCAUAAAAAUUAAACUUAUUAGAUUCUUGGA